AUGCCCUCGCCAUGUGACUGGGCGCGGAAUAGAAUGCGGCCCGUGACGAAUUCUACGGAACAUAGCGAGCGGCCUUUCAGUUCCUCCGCAGAUUUGCGGAUGGGUGCGUUUCUGGGCAUUCUCUCGGCGGUAGCCUACACGGCGGCCAACAUCUUUCUGCGGCACGUGGCCAUCGACUGUGAGCCGGCGUGGGUUUCCUUCAACAAGGCUAUUCCAGCCACCGUGGUGGGGUGGGUGCUGGUCCUGAUGGGGAUGUCGCAGGGGCGACGAAUGAUGCCCCCCCGCGAGUUGCUGCGGACCCUGAUCGGGUUGGCGAUCUUUGUCCAAAUCGCCGGGAACAUCGCCUUCCAAUGGUCGCUGGCCCAAGUGGGAUUGGCCCUGGCCGUUCCGCUGGGGUUUGGGAUGAUCAUCGUCAGCGGUGCCAUCCUGGGGCGUAUCUGGCUUUCUGAGCCGAUUACUGGUCGCUCGGCGAUUUCAAUUCUGGUCCUGAUUGCCGCCGUGGGGAUCCUUAGCGUGGGUGCCGCACCCGAUCAGAAGGCCGUUCUCUCCGAGUCCGUAGCCAAGCCCGCCAUCGUGCUGGGCGUGAUUGCCGCCUGUUCUGCGGGAUUUGCUUACGCAGUGAAUACCACCUACAUCCGGGCGAUGGCCCUCGGGGCGAUGCCGGUGGCAACCACGUUGAUGGUGAUUAGCACCGUCGGAGUCGUCGUCCACGGGCUGAUCACCGCCGUGCAGAUCGGAUGGACGGGCGUUACGGCCACCACACCCGAGCAGUGGGGAGCGAUGUACGGCGCCGGGAUCAGUAACGCGGUGGCCUUCUUUUCACUCGGUUACGCACUGCAACGAAUCAGCGUGCUGCAUGUGAAUAUCCUCAACGCCUCGCAGGUGGCCAUGGCUGCGAUCGCGGGCGUGUUGAUCUUCGGGGAGAAGCCCAGCAUGGCAAUGUACGUCGGUUGCGGGCUCACGGCCCUGGGGAUGAUUCUGAUCCAGGCCCGUAAGAAGGACUCGGCCCUGGAGCGGCUCGAGGAGGAAGAAGCCGAGGCCGUUCACACCCACGUCGAACCGGCCAAGCCCACGGCCCGGGUGAGCCAUUCGGUCUUUGAGAUGAUUAAGAAAGUGUUGAUUGGAAGCGUCGCGGCGGCGGUCGUGACCGGAUUCUUCUUCGGGCGGGAUGCCUUCAGCUACGUCGGCACAUCGAUCGGCUGGGUCAAAGACUCGGUUCGCGACACCGUGCCCAUGGAGUUCGAAAUCGAACGCGCCCGCAAGAUGAUUCGCGAUCUCGAUCCCGAGAUUCGCCAGCAGAUGCACGUGAUCGCCAAGGAAGAAGUGGAAGUUGAACGGCUCCAGCGCGAAGUGGCCGCUCUUACCGGCAGCCUCGACACGCAACAGGCGCACAUCAUGCGUCUGAAGACCGACCUGGAAUCGGGUGACGACGUGUACCAGUACGCUGGGCACAAGUACACCGCCGACCAGGUCCGCAACGACUUGGCUAACCGCUUCAAGCGGUUCAAGACCAAGGACGCCACGUUGGCCAGCUUGCAGCAAAUCGCCGAGGCACGAAACAAGAGCCUCACCGCUGCUCGCGACAACCUGGAGGGCAUGCGUGUGGCCAAGCGACAACUCGAAGUUGAAAUCGAGAACAUCGAAGCGCAGCGCAAGAUGGUGCUGGCUGCCAACACCACGUGCCAGUACAAGUUCGACGAUAGUCACCUCAGCCGCGUGAAGCAGUUGGUGGCCGACUUGCAGACCCGUCUGGAAGUGGACCGCAAGCUGCAAGACGUCGAGGUCGAGUACCAAGGACAGAUUCCGCUGGCCGAGCCGGCUCCCGAGAACAUCGUGGACGAAGUGACCACGUACUUCAACGGACCGCGUGAAUCGGUUGCCGAACUGUGUGGCGAACUCUUGGAGAGAUUGGGCAUGUUUCAGCCCUGGCGACUCAAACUUCGCGAAGCCGAGGAGGCCCUGAAGAGCGGCCGGCUCGACGAGGCGGGAGAACUGGUGAGCGAUAUGGAGCUUCAGCAGUAUCUGCCGACCAAGCGACUCGUGAGCCGCAUCGUCGGGCAGCUUGCCAAGCGGGGGCAACAACGAGUGGCCCAGGGUGACACGGCAGCCGGUUGGAAGGACUUAGAGACGGCCAUGCGUCUACAAGCCGAAGACAAACAGGUCGAUGCCCUGAGACAGGACCUGGUCACAGCUGCGAUUCAAGAAGCCGAAACAUUACUGGCCGCGGGCGAAUACGAAAUGGCCCGCGCUCGGCUCGACGACUUGCUCCAGCGUCAGCCGGUCAACUCACAGGCCAGCAUCUUGCGACAAGUGGUUUCGAAGAUGCUCGAAGCCAAGCAGCUGGCCCGCUACGGAAAGCUUUCGGUGGCCGACACCCUGCUGGAAGAAGCCGCCGCGUUGAGAAAAGACCUGAAGGUGAUUGGCGAACGCCGGAAAGCCUAUCAGGCAAUGGCCGGCGAGGUGAACAAACUCACCAGCAAGCUGCACAAAGCCAUGGCAGACGAAGCCUGGACUGACGUUCUGGAAGCGGCCGAGGCGAUUUUGGCAAAGUGCCCUGAACACACUCCCGCCCGUGAUGCCCGCCGAAUGGCCUGGAACGCGGUCGGUGCAAAAACAAGCGAUGACCCACAAGCGAACGAUGCUCACAAGCGAACGCAACUUUCGCCCCGACCCGAUCGUGUGCGACGAGAACCCGUUGCGGAAUUCUCCGACGUAGCCACGGCGGAAAAGCCUGAGCGGUUCUUUCUGUGGAUCGAUGCGGUGGGCGGUUACCUGGUGUGUCAGCAUGACACGGUGGUGAUCGGUCAACCCGAGCCGGAAGGCCGCGUGGAUGUCCCGAUCCUGGGCGACCUGUCGCGCCGUCACGCAGUGAUUCGCCGUGUGGGCGAAGGUUACCUGCUGGAGCCGUUGCGUAAAGUUCGUGUUAACGAUGUGGAAACGGGAAGUGCCACCUCGCUGGUCGACGGCGCGAUCAUCGAACUGGGCGAGGGCGUGAAGCUUCGCUUCCGGCGUCCCCAUCCAUUGAGUGCCACGGCACGGCUGGAGUUCGUGAGCCGGCAUCGCACCCAACCCACCGCCGACGGCGUGCUGCUGUUGGCCGACUCGUGCGUGAUGGGCCCGAGCCGGAAAUGCCACGUGGAGUGCCCCGAGUGGGCGCACGACGUGGUGCUGUUCCGGCAAGGUGAAGAAUUGUUUUGCCGCAGCCCAGGCACGUUCGAGGUCGACGGCCACACCCAGCAAGACCGAGCAGCAAUAACGACACAAUCACGGAUCGCGGGAGAGGGCUUUUCACUUUCGAUUGAGACGAUUUAA
This is a messenger RNA of Cladocopium goreaui, 3312 nucleotides long. The record is from the annotation of a GenBank genome assembly. Lineage: Eukaryota; Dinophyceae; Suessiales; Symbiodiniaceae.